Prosopis cineraria is the source of this 1134-nucleotide messenger RNA. RefSeq names its product probable carboxylesterase 13. Gene Ontology annotation, molecular function: hydrolase activity. The transcript has a single exon. Lineage: Eukaryota; Viridiplantae; Streptophyta; Magnoliopsida; Fabales; Fabaceae. The record is from RefSeq and is a predicted model, not a curated record. The coding region runs from base 15 to 956 and encodes 313 amino acids.
UCUUCGCGUCAACAAUGGAUACCAAUUCAGCCCCUGACGAUGAUCAUAUCCUCCGCAACUUCCAUCCCUGGUUCCGUCUCUACAAAGACGGCCACGUCCAACGCCUCGUUGGUGAAGAAAAAGUCUCUGCCGGCAUUGACUUUGUCGUCGGCGUUCAAUCCAAAGACAUCAUCAUCAACCAUGAAACCGGCUUAUCCGCCCGCAUGUUCCUCGCCAUGACCGCCGGUGCUGCCGACAAGCUUCCCUUGCUAAUUUACAUCCAUGGCGGUGGCUCCUGCGUUGGCUCGGCCUUUCAUCCAUUUUACCCAGGACACCUCGACACCAUCGCAGCCGAAGCAAACGCCGUGGUUCUGUCCGUCAACUACAGGUUAGCCCCGGAGCACCCUCUCCCCAUCGCCUACGAUGACACGUGGGAGGCGAUCAAAUGGGCCGCAGCCCACUUGUAUGGCGAUGGAUCAGAGCCCUGGCUCAAUGACCACGCGGAUUUCAGGCGAGUGUAUUUCGCCGGCGAUAGUGCAGGCGAGAACAUCGCCCACAACAUGGCUAUGAAGGUCGGCCUCGACAGUCCUAAUGGGUUGAACCUCGCCGGAAUCGUUCUGAUCCACUCGUAUGUCGGUAAUGAUCGAAAAAGUGAGCUGAUAGAGUUGUUAUAUCCAACGAUGGCGGGGCCCGAUGAGCCGAAAAUAAAUCCGGCGAAGGAUCCGAAUCUGCAACGGCUGGGUUGCCGGAGAGUGCUGGUUAUGGUUGCGGGAAAUGAUUCUCUGGUGAACCGUGGGAGGGCGUAUUACGAGGCCUUGAAGAACAGUGGGUGGGAAGGAGAGGUGAAUAUGGUGGAAGCAGGGGGAGAAACCCGCGAGUUCCAUUUGUACGAUCCGGAGAAAGAGAAGGCUCGGAGCCUUGUAAGGCAGUUUGGUUCGUUCAUUGCCCAGAAAUACUGCUUCCGUUCUUGUAUAUAAGUUGUAUUUCCCUCUUUUGUAUAUAAUCUUUGUUGUUAGUAUUAGUUGUUAUUAAAAAUCACCUAUCUGUUAUAUCAUAAAUUGUGUUUGUCGUCCAAGAACCACUUUUCCCGUGGAGACUCCAUAAUGCUUAGGGUGAAGUGUUUGUUUUAUGUAUUGCAUUUUAAGUGUGCAUGUU